This is a messenger RNA of Chinchilla lanigera (long-tailed chinchilla), 4864 nucleotides long. It is a transcript of the gene Letm2, whose product is annotated as leucine zipper-EF-hand containing transmembrane protein 2. The coding region runs from base 959 to 2428 and encodes 489 amino acids. Gene Ontology annotation, biological process: intracellular monoatomic cation homeostasis. The transcript has 12 exons. Gene Ontology annotation, cellular component: mitochondrial inner membrane. Gene Ontology annotation, molecular function: ribosome binding. The record is from RefSeq and is a predicted model, not a curated record. Lineage: Eukaryota; Metazoa; Chordata; Mammalia; Rodentia; Chinchillidae.
CAGCUUUCACUCAAGGGUUUCCCAGGGAGUCAGCCACAGACUACAGUGUACUGACAGCAAGGAAGUGGCAGGACUGGGAUCCUCCCGCACAGACCCUCGAAAUAAAUUCGGCAGACAGUCUUGCGCCCGUGGGAAGGAGACCUUGUAGCCUCACGGGGUGUCACCUUGAACGACGCCCGCCCUGCAAAGAUUUUGAGAGCUCAUUGGCUGGCGGGGUCAUCACUCAGUGACAUCACGCGAGGAGGACAGAGGUGGACCCGUAGAGGCUUGGCCUCUGGCCCUCCUAGCUCGUGGGCGCGAGAGGAAUUGGGAAGGAGUGGGGCAGGCCCGCGGCCGUUCCUGGGAGGCCGCGCCUUCGUCCUUGUCUCCGGGAUCCACUCCCUCGGCUUCGCGUUACCCUGGCGGCUUCCAGUUCCCACCGCGCGCGUCUCGGCCCGCGAUUCACCCGUCGCCCGGCCCCUCAGUUUGAAGGCUCAGCCUCCAUUCCCCCUCCUCCCACCCUCGGCUUCCGAACUUCCCUUCCGCUUGCUCCGCACGCCUGCUCAUCAUCGUUUCCAACACCCGGGAUCACCAGUUUACGGUCAUCCGGCCUGUUCCUGUCCCGCCUCGCACUCUCCUCCCUCCACAGCGGUCCGCCCCACCCCACGCACGCUGGCCGCGGAGCGAGGGCGCGGUCGGCACGGCGUGGUGACCGGCCGCCCGCGGAGGUGACCCUCCCGGAGCAGAGUCGCCGCCGCGCAGGCUACAGAUAGGAGUGUCUUUCUCAUCCUCCUAAAUAUUGGGCAACCAUUCAAAUUAGAUUACUAGAUACUAUGAACCAGAAAUAAAAAUGUCUUUGGAGGCCUUGUUAUCGUCAUGAACCUCAUUAUCUUACAGAUCAUUUCUAUGCGUUGGAAUCUCCAAGUACCGUUUUCAAAUCUAGAGGUCUCUAUGUUGAUUAGUUAAGACAAAAAUAAAUAUGGCCUUCUACAGUUGUAAUUCAGUCUUGGCAAUAGCUCGCACAAGGUUCCCCAGCACUUUAGCCAGGCCUGGCUGCCCUUCUCCUUCCCCAUCACUUGCACUUCUUCACCUGCCAGAUCCUCACUUGAACAGGAUGUAUGGGAAGCACUAUGGAAGCAAGAAGCACCCUUACCCAAGUCAGGCAGGCACGGCAGCACUUCGAGUCCAAACUAGACUCGAGCAAAAGCUACACACAUCAGCUUCCUGGUUACAGCAGGGCUCUGGGGAACCUCUCCCAGAACAAACCCCAGAAAAACCCAAGGCCACAAGCCCUCAGCCCGCAGAAGACACUGGGACGAAGAUUAAAGAAGAAAAGCGAUCUUAUAGACAAAAGAUUGUGGAUGAACUUAAAUAUUAUUACAAUGGAUUCUAUUUACUUUGGAAUGACACCAAAGUUGCCGCCAGAAUGGUUUGGAGGCUGCUGCAUGGACAGGUGCUAACCAGGAGAGAGAGACGAAGGCUGUUGAGAACCUGUGUUGAUUUCUUCCGUUUGGUUCCAUUCAUGAUCUUUAUAAUCGUACCCUUCAUGGAAUUCUUGAUACCAGUGUUUCUGAAACUCUUCCCAAAUAUGCUGCCAUCAACUUUUGAAAGUAAAUCCAAAAAGGAAGAAAAGCAGAGAAAGAAAAUGGCCGCAAAGUUGGAAUUAGCAAAAUUCCUUCAAGAAACAAUUACAGAAAUGGCCAGGAGGAACAGAGCCAAGCUGGGAGAGGCCUCUACACAGCUCUCGUCCUAUGUAAAACAGGUCCAGACAGGCCACAAGCCCAGCACAAAAGAGAUUGUUCGCUUCUCCAAACUCUUCGAGGACCAGCUGGCCCUGGAGCACCUCGAUCGGCCUCAGCUCGUUGCCCUUUGCAAACUGCUAGAAUUGCAAACCUUUGGAACCAACAAUUUGCUUCGCUUUCAGCUCCUGAUGACCCUGAAGUCUAUAAAAGCAGACGAUAGAAUAAUUGCCCAAGAAGGGGUGAAAGAUUUGAGUGUGUCAGAACUGCAAGCUGCCUGCAGAGCCCGAGGCAUGAGGUCACUGGGUCUCACUGAGGAACAACUGCGACAGCAGCUCACAGAGUGGCUGGACCUGCACCUGCAGGAGAAUGUGCCCCCGUCUCUGCUGCUGCUGUCUCGCACCUUCUACUUGAUAGACGUGAAGCCAAAGCCGAUUGAGAUACCGCAGCACGGUGAGGCUCUGAAGACAGACGUUCCUGUGGGAUCACCUUCUUCCCCCGCGUCUAAAGAGAACAUGGUAGAUUCUGCACCUCAGCUGAAGGGAACUAAGGAUGAAGAAUUGAUGCAGCUGCCACCAGUACCAUCAUCAUCACCAAAGUCGCCACCAACAUCUAUGUCAUUACCCAUGGCUUCUUCUAAAGAGGCGGUCCUCCAGGCCAAACCCCAGGAGACAUCCCAGAGCAGCAAGGCGAGUUCAAAAGGAGCCUAGGGACUGCUCGGGUGGAGCAUGCUGCGGUCUCCACCUGUGUUUGGCAGUGGCACCUGUAAAGGAUAUCCAGCCCGUCUGUCUCUGCUUUAGAUAAAGGAUCAGCCACGUAGUCCUGGGGUCAACCCGGAGGCCUUGUAAGGUCCUGGUGAUGUCUGCUGUGACACCACGUUCAGCUUUUCUAGAGAAAUGCCACCAGUUUAUUUCCUGUGGCAUCGUCAUUCCACUAAACCUUAUCAGAGCCUAGCCCACUGCGUCAUCUCUGAACAGCUUCCUCUUUGUGUGCCUCUCUUCAAUCAGGUUCUGGUUAUCACAUGAUGGGACCUGCUCAGCACCCUGAAUACUUCUGUGGCUAGUGGUUGCCACUUGCACCCCCCAAAAGCCAUCUUCUGAGCACAUGACUACCUUUUUCAGAAUGACUGAUCAGUAGGGGCAGUGCCCCGGAAAUAGCACCCUGAGGUGGGAUGGAUAUACUUUCCAGGAAGGUUCUUUCUGGGUAUGAAGGGAAAAGUGGCUUAGAAGAGGAAAUGGGAAAUUAAACAGAUCAGCAGAGAGGCCUGGCUGCUGCGUAGCUGCUCCUGCACUUUCCCCUCUGGGGCCGUGGAGGCUGCAGGAAUCUGAGAGGGGGCCACUGUUCCAGCACACAGGGCUUUCAUUAGCCACCAUUUUGUUAGGAAACAUAAUUAAGGGCUUAAGGCUUAACCAUUUGUUUGUGCUGGAUGUGUUUUUCUGGUCAGCUUGUCUUUCACAAAGACUGUUAGUCAUAGGGUGGUACAGUCUGAUAGAAUCCCUACGCACCCCAGGAACAAGUACCCUAUUCAGGUAUUUCUGCAGUGUUCUCAAUGUGAAGACUGCAACAGCUGGGCAGGCUGCACCCACCUGACUGAGCUUUCUUCCCUUGCUCUGAGAGGUAAAGUAAAACUCAGGACCUGCUCUGCCUGGAACCACCUAGGUGAGAAAUGUCACAAGGACUUCACAGCAAGACCAUUCACUUUAAACACUCAGGCUUCUCCAUGAGGACAAGUCCCAACUGGCUCUUCCAUGGGGACAAAGCCCUACUCUGCAGACACAGCAUUUCAUAGAUCUGCCAUUGGCCAUGCUGGAUGACUCAUGAUAAGAUUUCAGCUUUAAAAUGGGUUAGUCAGUCCUCCUCUCAGCUGUUACAUGAGAGGAAGGGAUUGAGUAGUUAACUGGUCCAAUCCUGUCUUGGCUGAAUGAUCUGCAUGGGCUAUGGAACAGCCUAUAAUUCUGUUUGGCCUCCCCUAGGGGAAUGGUUAGGCCAAGGGGCCCUGGCCACUUUUGUCCCCAGUUGGCCUUCAUCUGUUUUUGCCAACAUCUAGGCACACUGAGACCUCUCUUCCUAUUGUCAUGACAGUAGUUGACCUGAGGAGUCAUGGAUAUUUUUUUGUUCUUGUCACUUUAGGUGCUUGGCUGUUGGGGUUUGUUAGUUCUAACCCCAAUUUGGAACCCAGCUGGUUGUGUUUUGGUAAAUGGUUAAUAAUCAGCUGAGGAAAUAGCUGAUUUAUAGUAUCUGCAGAUCCCAGUUAUGUAAAUACUCCCACUGAGGCUGAUUUCUGGCUACCACCAUGACGAGUACAGAGCUGUGGCCCUUGCAAGCCAGCACCAGCUACCACUGACCCUUCUGGAUCAAGAGACAGCGGAACUUCUGGUCGGUAGCGUGAUCAGAAAACCACAUCUGUGCGCCAAGACCCUCAUCUGGGAGGCAGAGCUGUAAAGAUGCUUCUGAAUACUGUUAAGUGCAACCAAGAAGGAAUGAGCCUUAACAUCUGGCCUUGGCUGGUCCUGCCCCUUCCUGGCUGUCAUCAGCUGAGAGAAUGGGAGGCCAAGCUGGUUUGCUUCAAAGCUUUCUUCUUCCUCACUCCCUACUCUGCCUUCCCUGUACAUGCCUUGGCUCUACCAGCUGUUCAUAACCUCCCUGGCUUUGAUUUUAGGCAUUCUCCAACCCAAACUGCAGUGAUGUUACACUUAGCCUAUCUCUCAUACAGAAAGAAUUCUGGGGUGUGUGAGGGAGACAGACACAGAGAUAGGGAUAGGCUCUACUUGUGCCUUGGAAGUUGUUUUUUUUUUGAGGCAGGGUCUCCUUGCCUAGCCCAGGCUGGCCUUAACUUCCAGCAAUCCUGCCUCAGCCUCCCAAGUGCUAGGAUUACAGGCAUAUGGCACCAUGUCUAGUUCUGUAAUUUAAUCAUUAAAAGUCGUAUGGGUGAGGGAUGGGGCUGUAGUUCAGUGGUAGAACACUUGCCUAGCAUGUGUGAGGCCCUGGUUCAAUCUCCAGUCUGGGGAGGGGUAGUCCAGUAAAGCAGUGCUCUAUAAUGCUAAACCUAAGCUAAAGACUUCCCACUCACCAAUACUGCACUCACAGGUAAGAUCAGGUGGUAUUUCAAAGCAGAUUGAAUUUUAAUACAGAUUUUUUAAAGCUCA